Messenger RNA from Pangasianodon hypophthalmus (striped catfish), 2877 nucleotides. It is a transcript of the gene nptxrb, whose product is annotated as neuronal pentraxin receptor b. The transcript has 5 exons. Lineage: Eukaryota; Metazoa; Chordata; Actinopteri; Siluriformes; Pangasiidae. The coding region runs from base 222 to 1808 and encodes 528 amino acids. The record is from RefSeq and is a predicted model, not a curated record.
GGCCAGGACAGGAGAGAUCGCUUCAUCAAGGAAUCUUUAAAAAAAUAUAUGUAUAUAUCCACAAUCUACAAUCCACAAUCCAGCGCGUAAUAAGCAACUGGAUUUCUUUUUUUUUUUUUUUUUUUGGGGUGGGUGUGUUGAAAAUCUGAAAGCGGUUUGAGAGAUUGUGGAGGUUUUGCUCGACAUUGCAGGGGCCUGCGUCACGAGGAAAAAUUGCUGAGAUGAAAUUUGUGGCGGUUGUGGCAGGGGCUGGAGCUCUCGCCUUUCUCGGCGCGCUGGUGUGCAUCGUGGCGAGCGUGUACUCGCGCGCGCCGGCCGCCGCCCUGCAGCCUCCCGCGGCCGCCAACGGCACCGCGUCCCCGGUUCCCCCGGGCUCUCUGGGCGCGCUGUACGGUGCCGACACGAGCGAGAGGGAACCUUUGGCUGGCGCAGGAACGGGCCGCGAAACGCCGCUGCUGGGCGAGCUGAGCGCCGGAUCCAGCCCUCAGCGCUUCACCUUCAGCCGCCUCCUGUGCUCGCCUGUACCGCCCGGGGAAUGCGCGAUGAAGCGCCGGAGACGCGACAAAGAGGAGGAAGAGGAACAGCAGGCUGAAUACGACGAUGAAGACUGGAGCGCCCUGAGCGCGACCGCCGACGAGCUCCGGCGCACCGUGGCGCUGCAGAGCGAGCAGAUCGCCGCCGACCGCAAGACCAUCGACGAGCUUACCGGCAAACUCGCCGAGUGCGAGAGCGCGCUGCUGGAUGAGCGCAGCGUGGUGGAGCGCGGAGCCGCCGCAUCAUGGCCCGCACGACGCCGCCUCAUGGCCGGGGAUGGCGUGCGGGAAUCCGCCGCUGCGCAGCUGCACACCGCCCGGGCUGUCGAGGAGCUCGAGAGAGCCAUCCUCCAGCUCAAAGACCGCAUCGAGAAGCUAGAGCUGGAGAUGGUGCCCGCGUUGCUGAACCACUCGGAGGUGGCAGCAGGCUCCACGGGCAUGCGCUUGGCACUGGGCCAGCCUGGUGGGCGGGUAGAGGAUGUAGGCGGAGAGCUGGUGCAGAAGGUAAAGCAGUUGGAAGAGGAGAGGAAGAACCUACGCAAGGAGACACAGAACCACCACCAGCACAUCGACCAGGGCAUCAACACUCUUCAGGAGCGCAUCUCAGAGCUGGAGCAAAGUUUUACAGGUCAGAGUUACCCACAGGGCUACAAGCUCUCCUUCCCCAUGCGGACCAACUACAUGUACGGCUUGGUGAGACGGAACAUUCCGGAGAUGUACGCCUUCACGGCUUGCGUGUGGUUGAAGGCGACCGAAAGCGGGAUUGGGACACCGUUCUCAUACGCCGUAGACAAGCAGCCCAACGAGCUUGUCCUCCUGCAAGGCGUCCACAAUCCAGCCGAGCUGCUUAUUAAUGCUAAGGUGGCACAGUUGCCCCUGACGUUCCCUCCUGGCACUUGGCAGCACGUGUGUGUGAGCUGGACUCUACGUGAUGGCGUCUGGAAGGCCUAUCAGGGUGGCAAGCUGAAGGGGCGAGGUGAAGGACUGUCAGCAUGGCAUCCAAUCAGGGCAGAUGGUGUGCUGGUUCUGGGACAAGAACAGGACACGCCGGGAGGACAGUUUGACGCCUCCCAGGCUCUGGUGGGUGAGCUGUCUCUGUUUAACCUGUGGGACCGCGUGCUGUCGCCGGGUGAGAUCGGCACCGUGGCAGCCUGUGGCGAGCCUGUGCUGCCGGGGAACGUGGUGUCAUGGACGGAUCGAGACGUAGAUGUUUUCGGAGGAGCCACCAAGGAGCCUGUAGACCCCUGCUCCAGUGAUGGUGGACCCCAGAAAUAAGGGAUUUUGGUUUCUGAAAUGUCGGAGUGUGUUUAUUAGGAAUGGUCACUGUGGUACUCCAUUCAUAAUCGCAUUAAUAUUCUCUCUGCUCCAUGUCAGCACGUGUGUGUGUGUGUGUGUGUGUGUGUGGAUUUGCAGAGCCAAUGACUGGAACUGCUAAGUGCUUUUAAAAGCCACUGUGUAUCUUCCUGUGUGUGUAAUCUUCUUCCAGCGAAUGUGACCUUCAUGUCCCUCUGAUCCAUUUUCACACAUUUCUCUGUAAGAUCAAUAUUUUCCUUCCUCUCUAUGCUGACUGUGUUUCUUUGACAGUGUAACUGUGAUUGUAGCGGCCUUUACUUCAAAUUCACUGCACUCUUACUAAAGCAAACGUCUGACUUUGAAGUUAUUAUUUCGCAAACAUGACCUCGCGUCUUUUUUUUUUUCAGUUGUUUCACGUUUAUCAAACUUUUUUUUUAAUCUUGUUGCAUCUUCUUCUAAUCAUUUUUACACACCAGAGUUCUUCAAUAAAAAAAAAAUCAGUUUGAUUUUGACUUUCUAUUGCUAUUCUAUUUCCCUGUAUAAUUUACUCAAAUAUUUGUAUGAAUAAUUAAUAUCACUUUAUAUUCUUAUUUAUAUGAUUAAUUCUAGAUAUGUCUGAAUUUGAAUUUCUUAUUGGUUCCCCCCCCCCCAAAAUAUUAGUGCUGUUUUUUAAAAUUCACUUUAUAGUAUUAUUAUUAUUAUUAUUAUUAUUAUUAUUAUUAUUCUCCAGUUUACAAAGCCUGGAUCGAUGUGAAAGUUUUUAAUUCGCAUUAUAUCUGCAUAUUUAUUAUUCAAACCAGAUUUUAAUAUAUGGAGCGUCUAAUCUAAUUUCCUAAACUGAUAUUUAUUUAUCCCGGAAGGAGGAAGAGCAGGAGGAAGCACUUGCUUGGGUUGACACACCCACUUUACUUUUGCCUCUUUGGCUGUUAGUCAAUGGCAAUUUGCUGUGAUGUCACUGUAGCGCUUAUCCGUACACUGUUUGCACCGCAAUGGAUUUUUGAUUAUCUUGUGAACUAUGUGGAUGAUGAUAUAAAAACUGAUGGAAAAUGUU